Messenger RNA from Cetraspora pellucida, 141 nucleotides. The record is from the annotation of a GenBank genome assembly. NCBI's taxonomy places the organism in Eukaryota, Fungi, Glomeromycota, Glomeromycetes, Diversisporales, Gigasporaceae.
AUGACAGAUGAUAUCUGUUCUGAUUAUAAAAUUCAUAUUUCUUUCUGUAUGAUGAAAUCUGUUUAUCCAACUGUUAAAGUAAUUGGAUUAUUACCAGUAACUUGCUCUUGUAGUGUUAUAUUAUUAUUAGAUAACUUAUAG